GUUGGGCUGCAGGGGCAGCGCAUACACUACAAUGGCUGCUGGAAAGAGGCGUAAGGAAACAAUUUCCAGGCCCGCCGCGUCCAGCCCGAAAUAUGAGAAAAAAAUUAUUAGAAAUUCCGCGGGCGGUGUAAAGGCGGCGGACGGGCCGGAGGGAGGAUGUUAAAGCCCCGCGGUUGCCUCUUGGUGCUGCAUUGGCUGUAUUUGGCACCCAGAAUGCUUCAUUCUAUCAUGGUCUAUUAAUAAGGUUACCUUGCUAGAGUUUGGAGCAGGGCCUCAGAUUGGCCAAAAUGGGAAGGACUGGAUUCCGCUCUCUUCCACGAAGAGUCAAUGGUACUGGCUAAGAUCAAGGUCUGAGGCUUUUUUCAUCUGUCGUCAGUCCCUUUUUGCUUUCUUUUACGACCACAUGAAACUUGAGAAGCCACCUAAAGCUAAAUCAUUUAGUGGAGUUGGGCAGUUCCCAAGUGUCCAACAAGAAGGCCUGAUUUAGGCUGCGAUGGCCACUGUCAUUCCUGGUGAUUUGUCAGAAGUAAGAGAUACCCAGAAAGUCCCUUCAGGGAAACGUAAGCGUGGUGAAACCAAACCAAGAAAAAACUUUCCUUGCCAACUGUGUGACAAGGCCUUUAACAGUGUUGAGAAAUUAAAGGUUCACUCCUACUCUCACACAGGAGAGAGGCCCUACAAGUGCAUACAACAAGACUGCACCAAGGCCUUUGUUUCUAAGUACAAAUUACAAAGGCACAUGGCUACUCAUUCUCCUGAGAAAACCCACAAGUGUAAUUAUUGUGAGAAAAUGUUUCACCGAAAAGAUCACCUGAAGAAUCACCUACAUACACAUGACCCUAACAAAGAGACAUUUAAGUGUGAAGAAUGUGGCAAGAACUAUAAUACCAAGCUUGGGUUCAAACGUCACUUGGCCUUGCAUGCUGCAACAAGUGGUGACCUCACUUGCAAGGUCUGUUUGCAGACUUUCGAAAGCACAGGAGUGCUGCUGGAGCACCUUAAAUCUCAUGCAGGCAAGUCGUCUGGCGGGAUUAAAGAAAAAAAGCACCAGUGUGAGCAUUGUGAUCGCCGGUUCUACACCCGGAAAGAUGUCCGGAGACAUAUGGUGGUGCACACUGGAAGAAAGGACUUCCUCUGUCAGUAUUGUGCACAGAGAUUUGGACGAAAGGAUCACCUGACUCGACAUAUGAAGAAGAGUCACAAUCAAGAACUUCUGAAGGUCAAAACAGAACCAGUGGAUUUUCUGGAUCCAUUUACCUGUAAUGUCUCUGUGCCCAUAAAAGAUGAGCUCCUUCCGGUGAUGUCCUUACCUUCCAGUGAACUGUUAUCAAAGCCAUUCACAAACACUUUGCAGUUAAACCUCUAUAACACUCCAUUUCAGUCCAUGCAGAGCUCGGGGUCUGCCCACCAAAUGAUCACAACUUUACCUUUGGGAAUGACGUGCCCAAUAGAUAUGGAUGCCGUUCAUCCUUCUCACCACCUUUCUUUCAAAUACCCAUUCAGUUCUACCUCAUAUGCAAUUUCUAUUCCUGAAAAAGAACAGCCAUUGAAGGGGGAAAUUGAGAGCUAUCUGAUGGAGCUACAAGGUGGUGUGCCCUCUUCAUCCCAGGAUUCUCAAGCAUCAUCAUCUAAACUAGGGUUGGAUCCUCAGAUUGGGUCCCUUGAUGAUGGUGCAGGGGACCUCUCCCUGUCAAAAAGCUCUAUUUCUAUCAGUGACCCCAUAAACACCCCAGCAUUGGAUUUUUCUCAGUUGUUUAAUUUCAUACCAUUAAAUGGUCCUCCCUAUAAUCCUAUAUCAGUGGGGAGCCUUGGAAUGAGUUAUUCCCAAGAAGAAGCACAUUCUUCUGUGUCUCAGCUCCCCCCACAGACACAGGAUCUGCCCGAUCCUGCAAACACUCUAGGCCUGGGGUCUCUUCACUCACUGUCGGCAGCUUUCACAAGUAGUUUAAGCACAAGCACCACCCUGCCACGUUUCCAUCAGGCUUUUCAGUAGGAUUCCAAGACGUGGGUGUAUUACAAAAAUGUACGUGUAGACCUGCCUUAGAUGACCGUUUUUAUUUUAGUGCCUACUUUAAGACAGUAUAAAGUGUCUGCUUUUGUAUAGUACCAAUUUUCAUUAAGCCAGUAUAAAAUAGGAGCUAGCUUCGGAACCAUUUGUGUUCAGUUAUGUUUACCUGGGUAUUUUGUCCUGAUUCACUGCCAACUGUCAUACUCUGAGAUUAUUUUUCAUAUAGGAAAGCCAUUAUUAUUAGUAAAGUCUUACAAAUCCCACAUUCAAAUUACUUUUUGAUUUUAGAAUUUUCAUUUUUGUCAAUAACAAUGGCUCUACCUUUUGACAUUUGGCUCAUUAAAAAAAUUUUGCAGUAGAAUGCGUAUGAAUAACCCAAGAGUUUUUCAAUUUUUAUUAGCCUCCAAAUGGAUUCAUAAUCACAUGAAUUAAAAAUCUAGUUUGAGGAGGUAAAAUGUUUCUUAAGAUAUAUCAUAAUUUCAGGUCAGUAUGUUUUGAAGACUUGCUAUUGUCUGGCUAAAUAGUUGCUAUCUUUACUGUGCACAUAUAAGGAAAACAAAACCUAAACACAAAGCACCAGUAUUUAUUGCAAAAAGAGACUCCUAGUGAGGUGACACGGCAUUCCAUGUUACUUAAUAGUUGGCUUUAAAUUAGUACACAGGAUAUUUUGCCACGUUUCAAACUUUUUAACUUGCUCUCUUUCCAUUUAAUAAUAUGAAUCUGUAUGGCACCAGAGUCUUCAGAGUCAGUAUAUAGAUAGAUCUCUUUAAUCUUUUCUACCUUUGAAGGCCAAAGGGUGAGUCAAGUGCAGCCAGUAAUUUUAUUUUCAUUGUUCAUAGUUUGUCCAGAAUCUAGAGCCAUUACAGAACAUAGAUGUCAGGUGAUUUAUCCCAGAGUGGACUGUGUCAGCUUAUAUGGUGUGAUAGACAUUCUAAGCAGGAAGAUAGAUAUGAAGCACACAGUUCAACUUGGGAACUUGCGUAGGGGUCAUGCCUCCUGUUGGCAGGGUUGGAAACUCGACUAUUUAGGAAUAAAGUAAAAGCAUAUCGCUUAUAUCACUUGUAGCUGAAUUUGGUCCAGUUUUCUUUUCCAUAAGAGGUAAAAGCAGAAAACAAAACAGUGCUACCCGUGGUAUCUUUCUUAUUCAGUGUUAAUUCAUCUCUUCUUGCUAUUUUCAGAUGGAGAAUUUAAACUGAAAUGCAUUAGAAAACUGAGGAAUGACCACAAAGUUUUAAGUGGCUAAAAAUAUAUACAGUAAAACCCCACUUUUACACAUCUCUGGGAAAUGCAGGGAAUAUUGCAAAUAGGUUUAAUUUAUAAAGGGGGAGAAAAGUAAAGUACAGCAAGCAUUAUCUUAGUUAAUGUGAAAAAUAAUCAAGACUAUUGUGUUCACUAAACAAAAUAGUUACUAUGGGCUUUCCUCAUGCUAGAUAACUACCAUAAUCUUCUGAAAGUUCAAAUUGUUACAUUUUUCUAAUCAGUUGGGACAGCUACCUAAGAAUGUAUUAAGCACUUGUUAUUAACACCUUGUUUUGGGACCCUGUCUGUUGGGACAGGUGAGGGGGUGGGGGGAAGGUUUAUAAAAGAGUAUAUAUCUCCUUAAAAAAAAAAAAGAGAAAAAUAUUUCUGAGCACUCAGACCAAUAUGGAAGCUUCUUUUCCCAUUUAUAAGGCCAAUUAUCACUGCAGAUUACAAUGUUUACCACAAAUUUCUGAAAAUGAGUGCAGAUUACUGAAUAUAAUGCAUUAUUUAAAAUAUUUGGGAGUAGUAUAAUUUGUGGAGGAAUGUAAAUUGUAAUAAUGUAAGUGGGGGUUUGACUAUAUAUAUUAGACACAUACACACACACACAUCGCACUUCACAGAAUCAAAGUUGCUCUCUUAAGGAACUUUGGCUCCUGAUAUUUUAUCAUGCUCCUAUUUUUUUUUUAAAUCCUAGGAGCAGUAGUUUUUAUACUUUGUAUUUAAAUUUUAUUAAAAAUGACAUUUUAUUAAAAAAAUGUGUUCCAAAGGCAUUAAAAUUAUAUAUGUUAAUAAGGAAAUACAUUUAAAAAUUUUUCAAGCGGCUCCUAAACUUUUGAUUAGGAGAUUAUUUGUUCUGAAAGUAGGCUAUUAGCUCUGCUUUGUUACUGCUUCCUUUAGUUUCUAUGAAACAGAUUGCUUACCUAAAUCAUUAGUUGAAUGAGUAGUGUUCAAUAUUGCUUUAAUCACCAUUUUUAAAAAUGGGAAAAUUUGGUGACAGAGCACAAAUAAAUAGAAAACCUAUUUUUAAAUAGAAAUCACAAAUACAAGUGUGGAAGCACUACUUUAUUUUAUCUAAAAUUUGUUUAAGGAGAAGUUAAAUUUAAUGAACUGAGACGUUGGCAUUAGUAGGCUGUAUUUCACUGCUAAUAAAAAAAGGGGGAAUACCAGGAUUUAUUCAAUAAAGUAUUUAGAAAAAGGGGAAAGGCGCCAUAUAUGUUUGUAUAUUUUUAGCCUAAUUCUCACCCUGCAUGAAAUUCAGAUGCAUAGAGACAUACCUUUCAGGGCACCAGUGUUAAAAUUGUGGAGUCUUAAUGUUCAUACAUGCACCGCUUUGCCUGUUGCUACCCCACAGCGUUGACAUUAACACUUCCAAGUAAGACGGAAUUCAGCUAACUUGUUUUUAAAAUUGACCAUUGUCACUAAACCCUUUUUGAGAGAAUUUCUAUUAAAGAUGAGACAGAAUCAUUUAUUUUAAUUGCACAAUGGUCUAAUAAGGAUGUAACACAGAAUUGGCUUUUUUUCCCAAGAAAAAAAUUGACAUUUUAUUUUUAUGUCAACUGGAUAUGAUUAAAAAUAAUUAUUGCCAAUGCCGUUUUCCAUUCUCCGGUGGCAGGAAUCAUCAUUGAAAUUUCUAGUAGUGCCUUUGCUUGGUUUUAAAAAAAAAGUUUAUCAUUAAGUAAAAAUAUUUCAGUUUAGAAUUUGGAUCUCGGACAAGAUAUUGAACAUCAUUCAGUUUGAACUUCCACGUGUGUGUAGAUUAAUCAUCAGAUAUGGAAGCGUGACUGUGGAAGGCCCUUGGCACAGUAAGCAAUAUUAUCCGUUGAUAUAUGCAAAUAUCAUCUUUAUAGUUACUGGUCAGUGUUAAAAUUUGCAUUUUAAAAUCCUACUACCAAGUUCAGUUUUUCAAAACUUCAGUUGUCCUGGCUGAUCAUGCACCACUCUUUGUGCAACUUUUAAAUUUCAUUUAGUGUUUCUUCCAAACUAUGUAUUUUUGCCUAUUUGUUGCUUGUGCUUUAUUAUUCUUAGUCAUUUGUGGAAUAUAGUGAUAUAUUGUGUUAAUUUGGACAGUAGCGGUUUUUAAAAACCAUAUACUGACUGAAACAUGAGCCAGAGCUGAUUGCUUUAUUAAGCUAAUAAUGAAUGUUAAAGAGUACAUAUUUUCAGGAUCAUUCAUCUAGUAAGCAAUACACGUAUAUAGGCCAAUAUUUUUUUUAAAAAAUAGAGCUUGGUCAACCUCUAUACUACACAUAUUACAAGAUAUAGCACUUUCAAAACGAAUCUAAACCUUUACAGAAACUUGCUUAUAGGUUAUGCUUUUUAUUUUAAGACUUAUAAUUUGUUUCAAGUGCCAUUAGAUGAUAUAUAUGUAGGCCUUUGAUAUAUAAUGCUUUGUGUUCAAAAAUGGUAGAUGGUAUUUUAAACAGGUACAUUUUUACAGUGUUUUCUUACCAAUUUGCUAUCUUGCACAGAAUCAGUGUGUGUCUUUUCAUAAGGUUUUACAAUGGUUUAUUUUUUUACAAGGUUUACGUGUCUCAAAACACACUGUCUUCCCAGUAUGUAAAUUUAAGAAUACCAGUUCACCCAAGUUGCUUCUAGCCUACUGAGAUCCAUAUGGCAUUGGAGGAGAUCUUUUAAAUGCUGAGUAUUCUUCAUUAGCAAUGGCAGACUGUUAUCUCUGACAAAUGAGUGCCUAAGUUGAUUUCAUCUUAUUUUUCUCAGUCUGUCAGCAGCCUUGUCAACAGCACAGAUAGUUUGUUGUGAUUACAUAGAUCCACAUAGAUGUGUAGUUUUGUGCUAAUAACCCAUACAGAGUUCCUUUUUGAUCAUAUAAAACAAGAUACUAACAACAUGAAGGCACGCUUAGAUCACCCUUACCCUCUCCUACAGCGUUGUCAGCCCUCUGAGGAUGGAAGGCAGUGUCUUUUGAUCAGUUAUCUAGCUCUAGAAAUGACAGAGCUAUUGCUAAUGUAUAAAACACUUCAUUGUAUAAGCUUCAGUGGUACAGAUGAACCAGAAUGAAUGUCUAUCUUCUCAGAAACACUCCUUCAAUAUUAUGUUGGAUCAUGCUGCUAAUGUAACUUGGGAUACAACUCUUCAUGGUGCUACAAACUUUUCUGUCUCGUUCAGUCGUAUUUUUUUAUCCAUAGGAAAAAAGGACUUCAUUAGGUGUAAAGGUGUACAAUAUAUUUUUAUACUGUGACUUAAUUUGUCAUUAACAGACUUACACCACCCACCACAAUGUGUUCAUGUGCACUUGCAAAAGGAAAUCUUGGACGUGCAAAUGUUACCAGAACAAACCCAGCUUUCAUCCACAAUGUGACUGUAACUCAAAAAGAAAAGUGGGCUUUAUAAUAUGGUGUGGAGUGAAGAACAUGCUGUAUGUCACUAACGGCCCUUUGAAUUUAACAAAAACUGGGAAUCCAUUAGGAAAUGGAUCGCAUCGUGCCUGAACGUAAGCUGGACUGCUGAAACUGUAUUUUUAGCUGAUGAAAGUGUUUGGACUAGUACUCUUAAAAAAAAAAUGUUCUUAUGAUAAAGUUUUGAGUAAAAAUAGAAAACAAAAAAAUCUGCAUUCCAGGCUGAAUUUUGUAUAUUUUUAUUGCAUUUAAAAAUUGCUAUUCUGUGAUAUUGGGAAAUCAAGUGGCUUAUCAUGUAUAUCAUGUACUUAAAAUGUAUUCACAAACUACUGUUGUAUUUGUAUAAAAUAUAGACAAAGAUCGUAUUUUUCGUGUGUGUAUAAGCUCUGUAAAAUAGCAGUCACAUUAUGAAGCUGCAGUGAUACUACAUUUUAAACAUCCACAUCCAAAGAAGCAGGCUAUUUAUUGUCCAGUUACCCAGAUAUAAAAUAUUAAUUUGCUGCUAAUUAAACAAUAGUACUGCAGCUUCUUGUGGCCUACAGUGUUAUGUUUUCUGUAAGAAAAAGAUAUGUGAACUCCACAAAAUAUAUGAAUAAAAUUAUAGAAUGGCUUUAGAUAAUGUAGAUCUUCCUGAAAUUUUAACAGAUGAUAAAUUUCUAUUUGGUACAACAUUUUUUUCUUCACUUUGAAUUUUAGAUAUUUUCUCAUUUGA
Molecule: messenger RNA, 7318 nt
Organism: Rhinolophus ferrumequinum (greater horseshoe bat)
Lineage: Eukaryota; Metazoa; Chordata; Mammalia; Chiroptera; Rhinolophidae
Gene: PLAG1
Product: PLAG1 zinc finger
Exons: 5
Coding region: 494-1993 (499 amino acids)
Source: RefSeq, a predicted model, not a curated record